AUGCGGGCAAACCAGCGAUCCCUCGCCCUCAUUACACUCUCACUGCAGGUGUCUGCACGCGUGGCAGCGCAGGAGUAUACUGAAAAGGUCUGGGGGGUUGUAGCAUACACUAUACAUGGCGAUAGUACCCCGAACGUUCUCGCGGAGAAUCGCCCGAGGUUCUUGUCCGACUAUGGAGCGAACCAGCUCGCAGCUGCUGGGGCGGCUUUCCGAGACCGCUAUUUGGCAUCCGGCAAUAGCCUCAAUGAUUCAGACACUGCAAUCCAGUACCUUUCAGCGACGGCGCUGGAUUCGAAUGACGUGGAGGUAUACGCCACAACCGACCAGUUCGUCAUUGCUUCAGCACAGGCGUUCAUGCAAGGUCUCUACCCACCCGUGAAUCAGUCUGGUAUGGCUGCGUCGGAUCUGGGGACCAAUGGGACUGUGAUCUCCCCUCUUGGUGGAUAUCAGUAUCCCCGCAUUAUUACCCUCGGAGAGGGCGAUCCACAAUCUAUCAUCUUGGAUGGUCAGGCGGAGUGCUUAAUGCAUGAGGUUGCUGGAUCCGAAUAUCAGGACAGCAGCGAUGUGGAACAGAUCACGGCCGAGACAGAAGGAUUCUAUCUGUGGCUCUGGCGCGAGUUGUUGUCUGGAGUUUACGAUAGAUCAUCAGUGACUUACACGAAUGCGGUUGAUAUCUCCGACUACAUGGAAUAUGAGGCUCUGCACAACAGUACCUUCAUCGAGUAUACGCCCGAUGAUUUCAUGAGAGAAGCACGCUGGCUGGCCGAUCGAUAUACCUACGCCACGAACAGCCAGAGUGAUUCUUCUUCUGAUCGAUCAACGCUUGACUCAAUCAACCCUAUUGCCGGGCAAACGCUCGCGUCCGGUAUCAUCAACGCUUUUAAUAUGAAUAUUAACGGAUUCGGCACUGGGCAGAAGUUGACCUUGCUAUUUGGUGGCGACGAGCCCGCCGUAGCUUUGGCUUCCCUGGUGGGUUUGGCAUCGGAAGCACAGUCCAAUUUCUAUUCCCGGCCAGUGCGAGGUGCCUCGCUGAUCUUCGAGCUCUACAGCUUCGAGGAGGAUGAGACGUAUCCUGCGUAUCCGGGCAUCGACGACCUGUAUGUGCGUUUUUACCUGCACAAUGGCACGGAUUCCACCCCAUUUUCAUCAUUUUCGAUGUUCGGAUACGGCCCAAGUCGGGAGUAUGUAUCGUAUGUCGAGUUCCAGUCUGAAAUGGAGACGUUCGCGGUACAAUCAACGCAGGAAUGGUGUCUUCGCUGCAACGCCAAUUCUGUGUUCUGCGCAGGGGUGCUGGAUAGUACUAAUCCCGACUCGGAAAAGAAGAAGAAAGAUCUAUCUCCCGCUGUGGCAGGAGUGAUUGGCGCGGUUGUCACGAUCGUGGUGAUUGGAUUUCUUGCAGUGAUCGGCUUCUUCAUGUGUGGUGUGCAGAAGCGUCGCAAAGACCACAAACCGAGCCUUGGAGGGUUCAAGGGAACCAACAAGCUCGCUAGCGAUACGGACGUCACAUUCAGAAGCCCUAUCUGGGGUGGCUCGAAGACUGCCAAUACAGAUCAAAACGACGUGGCUGGAGGGAUCAUUGUGCACGGGCACGAGCGAUUGGGAAGCUGGGAGAUGGGUCAGCAGAAGAAGGAGGUUGAGGGUGUCCAGUCGACGAGUCAACGUCCCUUUUCGGCGCUGGAAGAUGAGAACGAAGACGAGUGGCGCAUCCACAGUGGCCUUCAACCUGUAAAGGUCCGCGAGAGUGUCUGA
Molecule: messenger RNA, 1749 nt
Organism: Penicillium macrosclerotiorum
Lineage: Eukaryota; Fungi; Ascomycota; Eurotiomycetes; Eurotiales; Aspergillaceae
Exons: 1
Coding region: 1-1749 (582 amino acids)
Biological process (GO): dephosphorylation
Molecular function (GO): phosphatase activity
Source: RefSeq, a predicted model, not a curated record